Messenger RNA from Rubroshorea leprosula, 2009 nucleotides. The record is from the annotation of a GenBank genome assembly. NCBI's taxonomy places the organism in Eukaryota, Viridiplantae, Streptophyta, Magnoliopsida, Malvales, Dipterocarpaceae.
AUCAUCAUCUUCCAGAGAGCCUGUUUUGAGAGAAUAUUUGAGAAGAAACAAGCUUUAUGCUCUUCAUCACUGAGUUGAAGGGGGAAAAGGAGUAAUAUUUACUGGGAAAGGAUCAAUCUUUGGUGGGUUUUGUUUCUGGGGUUUGUGGGAUGUGAUUUGUGAGCUUCUGCAUAUCUCUUAGGAAGGAUCUGUUUUGAGCUUUUGGGUUUUCCUUUAGAGAGAAAGGAAAAUGGCUAGGAGUAACGAGGUUAACCUAAAUGAAUCUAAGAUGGUGGUUCCACUAAAUACAUGGGUCCUCAUCUCCAAUUUUAAGGUGGCUUACAAUCUUCUUCGUCGCCCUGAUGGCACUUUCAAUCGUCACCUGGCAGAGUUUCUUGAUCGAAAAGUCCCUGCAAAUGCAAACCUGGUUGAUGGGGUUUUCUCAUUUGAUGUCAUCAUUGAUCGUAGUACCAGCCUCCUAAGCCGGAUUUAUCGUCCUGCUAGUGCAGAAGAACCUCAGCCUCAUAUCAUUGAACUUGAGAAGCCUGUUACGUCUGAGGUUGUCCCGGUUAUAAUUUUCUUUCAUGGUGGAAGCUUUGCUCAUUCCUCUGCAAAUAGUGCCAUAUAUGACAUGCUCUGUCGCCGGUUAGUGCAUUUCUGUAAGGCUGUUGUUGUCUCUGUGAAUUAUCGGCGUGCACCUGAAAAUAGAUAUCCGUGUGCAUAUGAUGAUGGAUGGACAGCUCUUACAUGGGUUAACUCCAGAAAAUGGCUUCAGAGUAUGGACAAUAAGGUUCAUAUCUAUUUAGCUGGGGAUAGUUCUGGUGGUAACAUUGCACAUCAUGUUGCCAUGAGAGCAGUAGAAUCAGGAAUUGAAGUACUGGGAAAUAUAUUGCUCAACCCAAUGUUUGGUGGGCAAGAAAGAACUGAAUCUGAAAGACGGUUAGAUGGAAAAUAUUUUGUGACUAUACAAGACCGGGAUUGGUACUGGAGAGCUUUCCUCCCUGAAGGAGAAGACAGGAAUCAUCCAGCAUGUAAUCCAUUUGGUCCUAGGGGUAAAAGCCUCAAAGGAAUAAAAUUUCCCAAAAGUCUAGUUGUGGUGGCUGGUUUGGAUCUUGUUCAGGAUUGGCAAUUGGCAUAUGUUGAAGGGCUCAGGAACGCUGGCCAAGAGGUGAGACUUCUAUACCAGGAUCAGGCAACAAUUGGGUUCUACCUGUUGCCCAAUAACAAUCACUUCCACACUGUCAUGGAUGAGAUAAGUCAGUUUGUGAGUUCUAACCAUGAAUAGAUUAACUAUACCUAUGGACGGCAACAAAUGACAGGUGCUUGACAUUGUGAUCUAGGUAAUUAUGAGGAUGUCUGAAGUUUGUUUAUGUAGUAUUACCACUUACUCUCCUUCAAUGCUGGCAUUAAGGGUAGUCACCAUACUGAGUUCUGCUUAUCUUAUCUACCACUGAGCUUCUAAUGUUGGGUGCAUAAGUUGUAAUUUAGCAUCUUGCUGGAAUCGAUAUCGUUACAUCAUAUAUAACCAAAUGUCUGGACCUAAGUGGCCAUAGUUUGAGAGAGGUUUUGUGGUAGCUAGAGCUGUUUGACCCUGUUCAGCCCACUUGGGACUUUGUGAUUACCAAUUCUAGGUUUCUGGCCACAAAGGGAGAAGUGGAUUGUAUUGGUAACAUCUGGUUUUUGAUCAAGGGAUCGAUGCCUGGCUAAUACUACUAAUAUAGAUAAUUUUAGGAUAUUGGUAAAAGAUCAGAAUGCUUCCAUGAUUCUAUGGUCUUGCAUGUUUAUAUACAUAAGUUGGUAUGUAUAUAUAGAGAGAUGUUUGCUUAUUGCUCUAAGUUGGCAAUCUGUUUCCUUUUCUUUUCAUUGUUCCUUUGCUCGUGAAGUUUUUGUAUGUAAUUUGUUUUGUUCACCCUUGAUGUGAUACUUGGCAAGUGUAAACACAAUGAUAUAUUAUGUAAGAGAAGUUGUGUUAGAGAUAAUUGAUUUUUGAGUCCCUGUUUCAAUGUAUCACAUAUCAGCAGUAUUGCUGA